GUGUUGUGCAUGUUAUUUUGGGCGAGGCUAAUGUGUCGUUGUUAGUGUUCUUCUAGUGGUAGUCGUUUAAAAUUGUUUCAAAUUGCAAUUAUUUAGCCAAAAUGAGUGCUGAUGCAGAACAAAUAUAUCAAAAUGACCAAACGGCAGAACAGGACACAGAUGACCCCAACCAGUGUCACUUCGAUCUCUAUAUAAAGGCAUCCCCUAUCGACAAGGAGACAAGAGGACCAUGUCCAUUAUGCCAGCAAUGGUUUAUGAUUGCCUACCUGAUGGCUGAAAAUCAGGAAGGUGUUGUCUUUAAAGUCUUCACAGUACAAGCGGACUGUCCACCAAAACUGUUUGUGGACAAAGGCUGGAGCAAGACUUUCCCAGUGGUCAUUGCAAAGAAACCUUGCCGUAACAAAGCAGGCCAUGACUUGGCAGAUGAAAUGUUUGACACGUUCGAAGAGCUAGAAAAGUUCUUUGAAGGCAUUAAUCGAUCAUGUCCUGAACUUAAGCGUCACAAUGCUCCCAAUUCCAAUGCUGUUCUUGAAGUGGCAGAUAUUUAUGCUGUUUUCUGCGGGUUUCUGAAGGGCUCUAAAAAGCUUGUUCAUCUGGAAAGGAAACUGGAAGAACUUAAUGAAUUUUUAGAAUCAAAUGAAGGCAUAUUUCUUGUAGACGAUGUCCUGAGUUUUGCCGACUGUCAUCUUCUACCACGAUUGCAGCAUCUUCGGGUAGCUGCUGAAAAAUACUGCAACUAUCAAAUUCCAUCCAAAUUCACUGCCUUGUGGAAAUAUUUUGAUAAUGCCUACAAACAGCCUGCUUUCAUUAACACAUUGCCCUCAGAUCAGGAUGUCGUUUACAAUUACGAAAAGAAAACAGCAUUUCCUCUUCCAAAGCGUGGCAACCCAACGCUGCAAGCUUUCACUUACACAAAAGAUAUCCCAGAGGAAGUCAAAGCCGUUUUAUCACAAACCACAGAAAGUAACGGAGAGGCGGCAUUAAACGAACCCAAUGAAAAUGAAAGUAGCAUAAAUGUGGAUGCCACAACAAAUGACAACUACCAAGAGUAGUAGCAAAAACUUACAACUUUCAGAUUCUUGAAACCAGUGUAUUCAGGUUGAACUAUCUCUGCAUCAAUUGCUUUCCCUUGAACGGGUUUCACUCUGUGUGUGUGUAAACAACAGCAACAAGAUGAGCUAGAAAACACUGUGGAGUUUGAACGACAUGGCUCUAGCCGACGUGUGACACACCAGAUUUCAUACACAUUAUGUAUAACGCUAUCUAUUCAGAGAGACUUAAGUAUUUUGAUGGAUGUUUAGUAGACAAAACUUGUGUACAUGAAUGUAACUAGAGCAGACAUACACAGGUUGUAUUUGGUAUAUUGAACAUAUAUUUCAUAUGCUGGUCCUAUUGCAGUCACUACUACUACUAAUAUCAAAUAAUUUACUGAUGGUUUGAAGACUAAUAUCAUGAUGCAUAAAUUAAAUUGGUUACUACUUACGAUUUUGUUUUUAGUUUGGUAGAGAAAUGUCAAAAUGAAGAAAUUUCGAUCAUAAUUUGUUGUUUUAACUCUUGUUCAUAUUAUUAUUAGGUUAAAAGUAAUAAAACAAAUGUACCUGAAGAAUGAUGGUCGUAGUAAAAUAUACAUACGUGCUUUCACAUUCUGUGAUUUUAAUUGCAAGAUCAUUUUUAUUACAAGCCUUUAGAUAGCACAUGCAUUAUGCCUACAAACAGAAACGUAAUACAAAUAGUUAAAUGCAAUAUUGUGAUUUUUUUUUAAUGCAGUUAGGUCUGUUUGAGAAACCAAAAGAUUAAAAAUUAUUACUGAAAAUCCAUUUUAUUCCCAUGAUUUAAAUUUCUUAAUGACUUUAUUCUGAAGUUUAAUAUAUAUGUACCAUUUAACUUCAGGUCAAUAUACUGGACCAAAUUAACAAGGAGAAUUAUAUUUAUUAUAAAUUUUGAUUGUGAUGGAACUUAUGAUCUUUUAACAAUGGAAGAGGACCAGUUUUGUUAAAUCGGACCAAUACGUGUUUUUUUUUUACACUUUUGUUUUUUUUGUUUGUUUUGUUUGUUUUUGUUUUUUGUUGUAUCUGGCAAAGAUUACGUAUGUACCCCUAAGACAUGCAUGUAUAAACUGUAUUUGUGCACCAUGUUAUUCAUACCUGUACUGGAAGGCAGACAUGAAGUAUGUAUCGCUCGUCCACUGGACUGAUAUAAAACAUUACUAGUCCACCAGAAUUUCAACUAAAGUGACAGUUCUAAUACAAAGUUCACUUCAAGUGAUCAUCUUGUGAAAACAAAAUGUUGGAGAUAUUUUAAAUUGCAGCUUUGUUUGUUUUUAUUGUGACACUAAUUUAAUUUGAGAGAGGUUGAAAUUGUAACAUCUGGAAUCAUAGAUGCACUGGAAAAUUAAUGUUUUAUUUGCAAAAUCUAAAAAGAGGUCACCCACCAAACUGGCAGAUAUAUUUCUCAAUAUUGGUUGAAUGGACUAGUACAUCCUACACUCCAGCCUGAACAUUAUAUAUUGUGUACUUUUAUCAUUGGAAUAUGUAAUAUUAAUAAACCAAAAAUACCAAGCUGUUCAGGGAAAUUGUUGGUGAUGCUGUUCAAAUGGCUUUAUUUUAAAUAUUUAAAAAAAAUAAAAAUAAUAAUAAUGACCUACAGGUUUGAACUAUGUCUGCUUAAGUUAAAAUUGCUAAGAGCUUGUAAUUGCUAUACAAUAAUAAGGUGCCAGUUGCAGAAUGUUCUUCAAAAAUAUAUAUUCUGAAUAUGUAUAUUAUGAUUUUGUUAUCUAGUUUUUAUGAAUUUAUGUAUUUCCUUAUAAUGGAGACUAUAUUCACCAUAACUGGCACAUUAUUUUAUUUUAACUGUGACAGUGGAAUAAAGUGGCAAAAAGCAACCAAACUGGAAUUUAUUUGUUGUUGCAUAAAAGGGAAAUUAAAGUUCCAAAUAAUAUUAAUUUCUAAUAGUUUUUUUUUUUUUUUCUCCUCCUGAAACAAAUGGAUGAUGUAGUCUGUUAAAUACAGAUGGACAGUAAAAAUUGUAUAUGAACGGACUGUAAAGUCCACCCCGGACAUAACAACUUGAUAUGCUGUUUAUAAUACUUUUUUAUUCAGGAUAUACUGUAAGUGCCCUUUGUAGAUGAGUAGUUGUAUGUAGAAGGUUUAAUUGUAAUUUUGCCUCACAUUGUUUAAUAUUAAUUGUAUAUGGAGUGGAGUAUAUAUUUGCAUAACACAAGUGUUUAGCCCAUUUUGUUCUAAAUUAGUGUGGUGCAUUAAACAUGACCUUUUUAUUGCAUUUUGCAUUGAGGUAGGGAACUUAACAUGUAGUUGAUGUACUGUAGAGGCAGAUCGUUGCUGUAUUCCUUGCUUUUCUAACAAGCAAGGCUUUUGGCUUGUAGCAUUAUAUCAAAACGUUAGUGCGUACAUAUAAAUAAAUAUAUCCAUAUGUUGAAAUAUAUAUUAACAUACAUGUAAUUACAGGAUAAAUAUCUUGAUAAGAUGUGUUUAGAUUGUCUCGGGAGACUGGAAUAGUUUAUAUAGCUAUAAAUUAAUGAAACUUACUCUAUAGCUAAUAUAUUGUUAGAGUUAAUGAAUUUAUAUUCCAGUGAAGCAUAUGUUUAUCAGAAAUGGUGAACAUGCUGACAUAAGUUGACUUUCUGUGUAGUUAUUAUUUUUCCUUGAGCCAAAAACAUUGCAUAUUUUGGUGCCAGAUCAUCUUAUAAUAGAUAAAUGGUUGUCAGCACAUUAAGGAGAUUAUAAAUGUUGGGAACAAAAAGCAAGUCUUGAUUGGAAAUGUGUUUUGUGGGGAAGUUGGGUGGUGGUGGGUGGGGUCGGUUGGAAGACAAUCUAAAUUUAUCCCACAAGUAUUUUGUCCUGUAGACAAUGUUUAUAUGUGUUGAAUUGAAAACUUAAUUACUGAUAUUUCACUCAAUUUGUAUUAAUUAUAAAUUUAUGAUAGAAAAUCAUCUGUUGGGUCAAGUUUAAAAAAAUUGCAUGUAUGAAUAUAUUUUGACAAACACAGAUUGUUGAAUCAAAUAACUUUUUAUUUUCAAGAAAGCUUGUACACAUGUAAACACAUUUAUUGCAAUAAACAAUAUAAAAUUGA
Molecule: messenger RNA, 4089 nt
Organism: Gigantopelta aegis
Lineage: Eukaryota; Metazoa; Mollusca; Gastropoda; Neomphalida; Peltospiridae
Product: chloride intracellular channel protein 2-like
Exons: 4
Coding region: 102-1052 (316 amino acids)
Biological process (GO): chloride transport
Cellular component (GO): cytoplasm; apical plasma membrane
Molecular function (GO): chloride channel activity
Source: RefSeq, a predicted model, not a curated record